Molecule: messenger RNA, 2484 nt
Organism: Neomonachus schauinslandi (Hawaiian monk seal)
Lineage: Eukaryota; Metazoa; Chordata; Mammalia; Carnivora; Phocidae
Gene: NEK5
Product: NIMA related kinase 5
Exons: 22
Coding region: 1-2484 (827 amino acids)
Biological process (GO): protein phosphorylation
Molecular function (GO): protein kinase activity; ATP binding
Source: RefSeq, a predicted model, not a curated record
AUGGAUAAUUACGAUCUGAUCAAGGCCAUUGGGGAAGGUGCCUUCGGGAAAGCAUUCUUGGCUAAAGGGAAAUCAGAUAGCAAGCACUGUGUUAUAAAAGAGAUCGAUUUUGCGAAGAUGCCCAUCCAAGAAAAAGAAGCUUCAGAGAAAGAGGUAAUUCUUCUGGCCAAGAUGAAGCAUCCCAACAUUGUAACAUUCUUCAGUUCAUUUCAAGAGAACAACAGGUUGUUUAUUGUGAUGGAGUACUGUGACGGAGGAGAUCUCAUGAGAAGGAUCCAUAGACAACGGGGAGUGUUAUUUAGAGAAGAUCAGAUUCUGAGUUGGUUUGUACAGAUUUCUCUAGGACUAAAAUAUAUUCAUGACAGGAAGAUCUUACACAGAGACAUAAAAGCGCAGAACAUUUUUCUUAGCAAGAACGGAAUGGUUGCAAAGCUUGGGGACUUUGGUAUAGCAAGAGUUCUGAACAAUUCCAUGGAACUUGCUAGAACUUGUGUUGGAACACCAUACUACCUGUCCCCAGAGAUUUGUCAGAAUAAGCCCUACAACAAUAAAACGGAUAUUUGGUCUCUUGGCUGUGUCUUGUAUGAGCUUUGCACACUCAAGCAUCCUUUUGAGGGUAACAACAUACACCAGCUGGUUCUGAGGAUUUGUCAAGCGCAUUUUGCCCCGAUAUCACCAAGGUUCUCCCGUGACCUGCAGGCCUUGAUAUCUCAGCUCUUUGAAGUAUCUCCCCGAGAUCGGCCGUCUAUUAAUUCCAUUUUGAAAAGGCCCUUUUUAGAGAAUCUUAUUGCCAAAUACUUGACUCCCGAGGUCAUUCGGGAGGACUUCAGUCACAGCCUCACACAUAAAGCAAGACCAUUGGCUUCUCAGCCUGCAGGGAAGGGGGUGCAAGAUUCUACGAUACAGAAAGCGAGAUUCCAGGGAAAGUGCCUACCAAGAUCAAGGCCAUCAGAGCCAAUUAAAAGGAAGGAGAUAUUGUAUAGAAAUGAAUGGAUCCCACCAGCUGGAGCUCAGAAGCCUGUAUCUAUAAAAAUGGUAGAAAGGCCCAAACUUGCUGCAAUGCAUGGACAUUAUGACUAUUAUUAUGCCCAACUUGAUGUGUUGAGGAAGAGAGUGCACGAACCAAGUUACCACUGUGUUCCUCAAAAAGAUUCUGGAGUUGAGAAGAAUUGUAAUCAGAAAGAAAGCCACAGUCCAUCACCAGGUCAAUGGCCUGCUGAAUACCUUCAGAGGAAAUUUGAAGCUCAACAAUAUAAGUUGAAAGUGGAAAAGCAGUUGGGUCUUCGUCCAUCUUCUGCUGAGCCAAAUCACAACUGGAGACAAAAGCCAAGAAGCAACAGAGAAGAGUCUCGAUUCCAGGAGCUGCAGAUCAGGAGAAACGAAAUGAAGGACCAGGAAUAUUGGAAGCAGUUAGAGGAAAUUCGCCAACAGUACCACAACGACAUGAAGGAAAUUAAGAAGAAGAUGGGGAGUGAACUGGAGGAGGACUCAAAAAUAAGUCAUAAAACCUAUUUAGUGAAGAAAAGCGACCUGCCCGUCCACCAAGAGGCCCCCAAGGAAGAAGCGCCUGCGCAGGACAUUGAAAGAGACUUGAAACAAAUUAGAGUUCAGAACAUAAAGGAAAGUAAAAUUCUAGAACAAAACUGUAAAGCUAAGAGAGGGGUGAAGUUUGAAAUUAGUUUAAACCAAUGUAUUUCUGAUGAAAACACCCUCCAAGAGGAAGAGGCAAUGGACGUGCAAAAUAAAACUCUGACCUUUGAGCAUGGCAUGAAGCUUAAGGAAUAUAAGUGUGUGACGGAGUAUGAAGAUUAUACAGACAAAGCAUUUGAAGAACUCUGUGGCCCAGAAGCAGGUACGUACACUGGGGCCGCUGCAGAGAGCAGGAGACGGUGGGAUGCGCCAGCUCCUCAGACUGUGCUAGAGAUGAUGACAGCAGGUGACAUCACCUCUACCUGCACCACUGUGCCCGAGGGUGGCCAAGGGACGGUGACCGAAGGCAUUCCAGAAAAUAGGAGACGGUGGCAGCACGAAGUGCCAGGAGCUUUAAUGAGCGCUUUGGCUGCAGCACGUCUAACAAGUAGCUCGUUUUCUGCCCACGAAGGCGAAUUGGUGGGAACAUUAGAACAAUGGCUUCCUAAAGAAGAUGAGGGGAAUAUGGAAAUGGCCUCUGGCAUUGAAGUAGAUGAGGAACAACCAAGAUCUGACGAUGAUGAUACGAAUUUUGAAGAAUCUGAAGAUGAGUUGAGAAACGAAGUAGUAGAGUCCCUGGAAGAACUUGCUACUUCCAAAGAGGAAGAAAAAAGAGAAGAGGCUCCUGGUUUCACUAAGGGUGCUGAAAAGUUUGGAGGAGAGGGGAUAGGCACCCAGAAAUAUGCAGAAUUAAAUGAAGGUUUAGAGAAUAUUUCUAUUCGAGCUAAUGACAAAGUAUGCAUUGCUGAUGAAAACCGAGAAACAUCAACAACCCAUCAAAAUAUACAAGUGUGA